Messenger RNA from Rhopalosiphum padi (bird cherry-oat aphid), 1184 nucleotides. RefSeq lists its product as uncharacterized. The record is from RefSeq and is a predicted model, not a curated record. Lineage: Eukaryota; Metazoa; Arthropoda; Insecta; Hemiptera; Aphididae. Bases 395 to 934 code for a protein of 179 amino acids. The transcript has 4 exons.
AUUAUCAUCAUAUUAUUCGGUUCUUACGAUUCAAAUAUUUGGCGUACUCGGUCUAUGCGACUAUAGAUCAGUGCACGGAUAAAACAUUUUUGGUUUGAUUAGUUUGUCCUUAGGUGUCGAAGGAGUCAUUGUUAUGGGUGUGUUAGUGUUAUUAAACACUUUGAAUUAAUGAUAUAUGUCAGAGUAAAUAAAAAAGAAUUCUUUUCGAAGACGAUCGGUGUUAUCAUUAAGUAUAUUUUAUGAUAUAUUAAAGUAAUUUAUUUUACUUUUAAUAUUACUAAUACAGAAUAGAUUAAAUCUGUUUACAGUAACUGGGACAGAAACAGAAACAUAUGAAUACUGUUCUGAAAGUAUUAUUUCUCUAGAACAGUUUGAAAAUGUUAAUCGUGGAACCAUGACUCCUCAGACCACGAAUAACACAUUAAAAAACCAACCAAUCGUACUUGAACCGGAUAAUCCUCUGAUGUUAAAAAUUCAAAAUAUAUUAAAAAUACAGUUGUUGAAACAAAAGGAAAACAUUAAAAAAGAAAUAUUAACUCUUAGAGGGGUAGUUAAAACUAAAGAGAAAGAUAAGUCUUCGGCUUUUGAUCUGAUUAAAAAUGCAAACUGUCGAGUCACAGCACAACAAAAACUAUUGAAUGACUUCCAUCGAAUGAAAGUGGAAUUGGGAACAGUAAAACAAAAGUUGAAAAUGAGUAAUGAACAACAAAUGCAAAACUACAAAGACAAUUUCGCAAAAACUGCAGACGAAGAAAAAAAAUUUUUGGUUUUAAAAAGACAAAUAGAAUGUAGUCGUGGAUUUCUAAACGAACUUACUAAGUAUGAAAAAGAACAAGAAAUCACAUUCAAUAAGUGUAAUCAAACGAAAUAUCAAGCAAAACAAUAUAAGAAAAAAAUAUUAAAUAAUGAACAAAAACAGGUGAUGUUUACUUAAUCUACUUUUAAAAAAAACGCAUUUAUUAUUUUAUAAAUAAACUUUAUACACUAAAUUUAAUGGAAUGAAAUGGAUAAUUUUUAGUUAUUAUAAGAUAUUUAGUUUUAUUAUAUAUUAAUGUACUGUAUAUUUAUGGUACAACUUGGUACAAGUGCAAUUGCAAUUUGAACUUUUUCGUAUGAUUUAUGUUAUAAUUGUUAAAUAAAAUUAUAUAUUCUACUUCUACAGUACAAAUGUACCUAUAAUUAUA